Messenger RNA from Salarias fasciatus (jewelled blenny), 1755 nucleotides. RefSeq names its product beta-1,3-N-acetylglucosaminyltransferase manic fringe-like. NCBI's taxonomy places the organism in Eukaryota, Metazoa, Chordata, Actinopteri, Blenniiformes, Blenniidae. The record is from RefSeq and is a predicted model, not a curated record. Bases 277 to 1347 code for a protein of 356 amino acids. The transcript has 8 exons. Gene Ontology annotation, molecular function: glycosyltransferase activity. Gene Ontology annotation, cellular component: membrane.
CUGAGGAUCCCCGCGGUGGCGACUUUUACGCAGAAGCUGAGAGGAAAUGCAUCUGCUUAAACCGGGCAGAUUUAUCCAAAAUAACUUGAUUUAUGACUGAAAUUAUGACAAUAUUCGAUCUAAGCUGGGAGGAUUUGUCAGGUUAAUUAAUAGGGACCUGUAAUUAUGAAAUUAUGAAGACGGAAGAGGAACUGUUAAGAGUUGAAAUGAGGGAACCAAAGGCGCGUUUUUGAAGCGGAUUUAACUUUUUAUUUUAUUUUAUUUUUUUCCAUUACCAUGUAUAAGAGAUGGAUUCGUCGGUGGCUUCCCGUGUUGAUUUUCACCCUCUUCAUCAUUCUUUACGUGGAUUUCCAGCUGCGCACCAGCAGCCUUCCCAUACUGGCUGAGGUUAAGCAGCAGUCCUCAGGAGCGCGGCUGCGCUCCAUCCAAAAGCUGUCCUCCUCCUCUUCCUCCUCCUCCUCCUCCUCCUCCAACACCGGGGAUGCUGGAAACGGGGCGCACUUUACGCACGGCGGCAGGGAUCCUUCAGGAAGUGUCACACAGCCCAGACUGAAGCAGGAGGACAUCUACAUCGCCGUGAAAACCACCGGCAGGUUCCACAAGACGCGUCUGGCGCUGCUUUUGGAGACCUGGAUCUCCAGGACCAAAGCGCAGACGUUCAUCUUCACAGACGCGGAGGAUGAAGACUUGAGUUCUGAAGGUUAUAACGUGGUGGUAACGGACUGCCAGACAGACCACAGUCAGCAGGCUCUGUCCUGCAAGAUGUCUGCAGAGUACGACGGCUUCAUGGCCUCCAGCAAGAGGUGGUUUUGCCACGUGGACGACGAUAACUACCUGAACCCGGAGGCUCUCCUCGCCCUGCUGUCGGCCUUCCCCCAGGACGGCGACAUCUAUGUGGGCAAGCCGAGUCUGGACAAGCCCAUCACUGCCCACGAACUGCUGGAGGGCAACGCAACGAGGGAGGUGCGCUUCUGGUUUGCCACAGGAGGAGCAGGCUUCUGUCUGAGUCGGAGGCUGGCGGAGAAGAUGGCACCAUGGGCGAGCGGCUCCCGCUUCGAGAAGACCUCGGCGACGAUCCGGCUGCCCGACGACUGCACGGUGGGCUUCAUCGUGGAGCGCAGGCUGGGAAUCUCCAUGGUCCACUGUCCGUUAUUCCACUCGCACCUGGAGAACCUGCUGCUGGUCAGCCAGAGGAGCAUACCGCAACAGGUGACGCUGAGCUACGGGCUGUUUGAGAACAAGAUGAACAGCAUCGAGGUGAAGGGAAGCUUCUCCAAGGAGGACGACCCCUCCAGGUUCAGGAGCGUCCACUGCCUGCUGCAUCCCUUCACCAGCUGGUGUCCCUGAGCGGUGGACAGAACGCGGCUCCAGCCGGACCAAUCCGGACAGGCCUCGAAGACGUUUUUCUGAAAACGAUUCAACCAGCAGCUGGACUGACAUUCAGUCGCUCAGAACACCGGAUUUAAAUAUGGAAUGAAGAAAUGUCUGUGUGGAAAUUUUAUUCUUAAACUGUGAUUUUUGUGCGUGAUUUACUGUUGAAGGCUGAAUUCCAGCUGAAGUAUGUUAUCUGUGAGAUUUCACACAUUUAUUACGGUGCAGUUUGAGUGGUGCCACUUCUCUGCAUGAGGUGGCGCUGUUGAGUCAGGUUGGCUGCCUCUGUUGUGUUUACUACUCAAUCAAUUUUUACAUGAAAGUUUAAUAAAAACAGUCUUUAAGGUAAAUUUUAUUUUGCUUUUUUUCCUCCAGAAAUAACGG